CCAUCUACCGCACACUUCCGGUGGUUGAUACAUUCACAUGUUGAAAGGAAAGACGCAUUUUGUGAAGUUGAUUUCGUAAAUAGACAGACUGAACGGUUUCUUUUUACUCAGCAAAGGUUGUCAAGAAGGUUGAACCAUGCCGAAAAACAAAGGAAAGGGAGGAAAAAACAGGAGGAGGGGUAAAAAUGAGAAUGAAAAUGAAAAGAGAGAGUUGGUUUUCAGAGAAGAUGGACAAGAAUAUGCACAAGUUACAAAGAUGUUGGGCAACGGACGAUUAGAGGCUCUCUGCUUUGAUGGAGUGAAGAGGUUAUGUCAUAUCCGAGGAAAACUGAGGAAAAAGGUGUGGAUAAAUGCUGGUGACAUCAUCUUACUUGGACUAAGGGAUUAUCAAGACAACAAGGCUGAUGUCAUACUUAAAUACACACCAGACGAGGCUAGAAAUCUGAAGGCAUAUGGAGAACUUCCAGAAUCUGCAAAACUCAACGACAACCUCUUUGAUGAAGAUAAUCAAGACGAAAUUGAGUUCCAGAAUAACUAUGAUGGAGAUGAUGAUGAUAUUGAUGAUAUAUAAAAGAAAAUGACAUUAUUUUGCUUAGAUGCCAUGGAGUAAGAUAGGAUGAAUAUAAAUUAUGAGCAGAUUGUCUGUGGAGAUAAACUGUCUGCUAUUGUUUGACUGUGAGAUUGACCCAGAUGUCUACUCCGUUAUCAUUACAAGCAUAGUUUAUAUAGUGAUGUCAUGUGAUAAUACCUGUAAUGAUGAAUAUCCCAUGGAGAACAUGGACAAGCCAUCUCACACAGAAGAUUAUUCCAUGUGACUGUUAAGGAAGUUUCAGUGAUGCCACCCAGACUUUAAUCUGGGACUAAGAAGAACCGAUGGUGAUCUACACUUGUUAUUGUUGGAGUGAGAGUUUCACUUUAACACUGUUAAGCAUUUUUCAUGGAUUAUACUAUUUUUUCUCUCUGUGUAUAUAUGAGACAAAAUCAAAUUUUCUGAUAAAUAUACACCAUGCAUUGUUUGUCUCUAUAAUUAGCAUAUGGAGAUAUCUGACUGAUCUCAUAUGAUUAUCUACAAGAUUUUUUUCAAAAUUGCUACAUUUUUCAAUGGGUUGUUGGUAAGCUGAUUUUUU
Molecule: messenger RNA, 1127 nt
Organism: Pecten maximus
Lineage: Eukaryota; Metazoa; Mollusca; Bivalvia; Pectinida; Pectinidae
Product: eukaryotic translation initiation factor 1A, Y-chromosomal-like
Exons: 6
Coding region: 137-571 (144 amino acids)
Biological process (GO): translational initiation
Cellular component (GO): cytoplasm
Molecular function (GO): translation initiation factor activity; RNA binding
Source: RefSeq, a predicted model, not a curated record